Messenger RNA from Schistosoma rodhaini, 4847 nucleotides. The record is from the annotation of a GenBank genome assembly. NCBI's taxonomy places the organism in Eukaryota, Metazoa, Platyhelminthes, Trematoda, Strigeidida, Schistosomatidae.
CGACUAAUUGCCAAUAUAACUUAAUCUAUCAAAUUAAAUUCGACAUAGUGAUAAUAAUAAACUAAAUCUACAUAAUCACUUCAAAAUGGAUUAAAAUAGUUGAGAUUUUACAAGUCAAAAUUUGAUAGAAAAACACAUUUUGGAAUACCUAAUGUUAUUUGAUAACAAAUAGUAAGUUCAUUAUUGAUAACACUCAGCUGAUACCAAGGUCAUAGGCUUUUAAAUAAGUCUCCAAUCAAAAUCGAGUAAAACUAAAUAGUGAGUUCAACUUUCUAACGAGUUGUGCACAUAAUUUGGUUACAGUGCACAAAUAGACACAUAUUACAGUUAAUGAAUAGAACAAAUUCUGUGGCCAUUCAUUGUGAUUUGUUAUUUAUUAUUGUUAUUAUUAUUAUUAUCGUCAUGCUAGUAUCUGAUGUUGACCAAAAUGCCGUCAGCUUGACAAACUUACAAACUAAAGAUAUCACGAGUUUACAGUUAAGUACGCCACAGACUGUAACUACAUUUACCAUACCAACAACAACAGAAUCUGCUAUGUCUACUUCGAAUGAUAUCUUAGGAAACCAAGAAAAUCAAAAUGCUGCCUCACUUUCUACGGAAGAAGCAAUAGUUAGUUUACUUGAACGUACAAAAUAUACUUACGUACAAGAGAAUGGACAGAGACGUUAUGGACCUCCACCAAAUUGGCAAUGUGAGGCACCUCCAAGAGGUUGUGAGGUAUUUAUUGGCAAAAUUCCUAGGGACUGUUUUGAAGAUGAACUUAUUCCUGUAUUCGAACAAAUUGGACCAAUUUAUAUGUUUCGAUUAAUGAUGGAACUUAAUGGUAUAAAUCGAGGUUUUGGUUUUUGUGUAUACACUAACAGAGAAGAUACUAAACGAGCAGUUCAAGAACUUAACAAUUAUGAAAUUCGAAAAGGAAAAACAAUCGGAGUAUGCUUAAGUGUAGAUAAUUGUCGUUUAUUCGUUGGAGGGAUACCUAAGAAUAAAACAAGAGAAGAAAUAUUGUCUGAAAUGAAACGAGUAACAGAUGGAGUCAAAGAUGUAAUAUCAUACCCAAGCGUAACCGAUAAGACAAAAAAUCGUGGAUUUGCAUUCAUCGAAUACGGUAGUCACAAAGCAGCUGCAAUGGCUAGACGUAAACUACUUCCUGGACACAUUCAUUUAUGGGGUCACCAAAUAGCUGUUGACUGGGCUGAACCAGAAAGGGAGGUUAAUGAGGAUAUCAUGUCAAAAGUAAAGAUUUUAUACGUUCGCAAUCUAAUGCUGUCAACUACAGAAGAAAGUCUACGUGAUUCAUUUAUUAAAGCUGCCGGUGGUGAUCCUAACAGCGUUGAAAGAGUAAAGAAAAUAAGUGAUUAUGCGUUUAUUCACUUCAGAGAGCGUGAACAAGCUUUACAAUGUUUGCAUACUUUAAACGAUACCUAUAUUGAUGGUUCAAAGAUAGAAGUUACAUGGGCUAAACCAGUUGACAAGAAUGAGUUAAACACUCGACAACAGUCAUCUCGUUCACCUGGAAGAUUAAUAAAUGAAUUAGUUUUAUCAAAUGAUCAAAACAUGAUUGCCGCAGCUACAGCUGUUGUAGCAGCUGGAGGGAUGUUACCCCAUUUGGAAUCAACAUCCUCAUUUUUUCUACCAUCUCAAGGUACACCUAUGGGAACUGAUCUUUUACCAACUAAUUCAAAUAUUUUGAACUCCGGGAGAACAGAUAAUAAUCUUGGAAGUCCUAGUGGUAUGAAGCUGAAUUCCUCAAGAACGGGUAGAAGAAAUGCAGCCGGUAGUCGAAGUGCUGGAGCUCAAAAGGAUCGUAAACAUCCUGUAGAAGCUAAACAUCAAUGGCGUUUAUACGAUCAGUUAAAAUUACAACAACGUCAGUUGAAUCCGUUGGCUCUUUUAGAGAAUUUAAAUGAUCUAUGUUUACGUGAUGGUCUUGGUUCACCGAUAUGUAGUGCAAUACCAGUUGAUUUCAUUGAUUCAAAUACAGGAAAUAAGGUUCAAUUGUAUGUUGGACAGGUUUAUAUUCCAAAAUUGCAAUUCCGAUGCAACACAAGCCGGUAUUAUUUAACAUCUACUGAGGCUAAACUUGGUGCUUCUGAAAUAGCUAUUCAAAGUCUUCCAUUUAAUCCUUUCAACUUGAAUGAAGCAUUUGCAACUAGUUAUACUCUGCCAAUUAAUCCAAAUAUAGUACAUACGAAUGCAGCAUUUAUGCCAUUACCAUUAUCAAAUAAUAUGCCAAAUACAUCAACUCCAUUGAAUUUAUUACAAUCUCAAACAAAUAUUCUACAAUUAUCUGGUACAACAAAUUUUCCUAUAAAUAAUACUGGUCUAACAAAUGUAACCGGUAAUUUAACUAAUAACAAUAAUAAUAAUAAUGUUAAUCUACAAAAUGAAUGUACUGCUGGAACCAUGAUCAACAAUGCAUUUGAUUAUUCUACACAGUUGUUUUCAACGGGCACCCUAGGAAAUAAUGGACUUAUUAAUGCAACAUUUAACAAUCAACCUACUUAUUAUUUUGAUCCGAAUUCCAUUACAACUGCUGCUGCUGCUGCAACAGCUAUGUUAGUUGGACCAAAUGGAUUAGGUACCGUUAAUAAUACUGCUAUACCACAAAUUAUUGGUAUUCAACAAUCGUUAACUAAUUGCGGUAAUGAAUUAGGACAAAAUUGUUCAUCUUCUUCUACUAUUGGACAAUCGGUAAACUCUUUGUCACCAUUAGCAGGUUUAUAUAAUUUUGGUUUACAAAUACCAUUAAUUUCAACAUCAGCUUUAUCACAAUCACAACCAACAACAAAUCCAACUUCACAAACUGCAACUGUAAUGAAUUUAUUAAAUCAGUCAUAUACAAAUCCUCUUUCUGUACUCAAUGGUACUCUAUCAGUGACACAAUCAAUGAAUGAACAAACUCAACAAAUAGCUCUUUCUGGUACAAGUUGAUCUGGUAUAUUAGGAACUAGUUGAAUGAGAUUUUGCGUUUUCGUAAGUUUUCAAUGGAAGAUAUCUGGAUGAUACCUUUGUUUAUUUGAAAUGACUUCUUGAAAUUCACGUAUUGUAUUGGUUCCAGUUGAAUGGAAUAUUAAAUUCCAAUACCAAAUAUUUUUGCAAUAUAUUUAUUCUUCACAUUUAUUUUGUUAUAUAUUCCAUAAUCUUCAUAAAAUGGUUUACUCUUCUCUCUUCUAUCUCUAUUUUUUCCUCCAUAUUUUCCAUUGAAUUAUCCAUGUAAACUGUUUGUCUAUUUCACUUGUCAUUUCAUCAGAAGAUGAAUCAUUUCCAAACUGUUUUAAACGAUCCAGCUAACAAUAAAUAUGGGUAUGAACAAACAAUUUUGUGUUGAUCAUUAUUUGAUACUCAAUUAAGAUAAUAUAAGCUACAACAUUGGAAACUCUUGAGAUACCAUUGUUCUUUCAUACAUCUUCAUUUAUACAACAAAGGGUAUUUUGUUUUACCUUUUUUUUCUAUAGUCAUUAGUAUUUACCACAGUUGUUUCACAUUACUACUAUUAUUAUCAGCUUCGGAACAAACGUUGUUUCAUUUCUAUAUACAUAUACUUUUACCAUCUUCUUGUGUCCUACUUUCUCUAAUAUAAUAGUCAUUAUUAAUAUUUUAAUGGACAAAAAACAUCUUGUAAAUCAUCACCAUUACUAUUAUUAUCCAUAUGUCCACAUUAUUAUUGACUAAAUCAUUAGUACAGUCUUAAGUAUGUAGGUCAAGUCUUCACUAAUAACAGUUCAUCUUUGACACUAUAUAUCUAUAUCUAUACAUAUAUUACAAUGAAUAAAAUAUUUGAAGGUGUCUAUGUGAAAAGGCAAACUAUUACCUGAAUGUAAUAGUACAUCGUACUUAAUAUGUUGAAUAUAUAUAGAUAUUGACAAUAUUAUUCAAUGGUGGUUUUAUGAUAUCCACUUAUUUAUUUGCUUUGUUUAUUCAGUGAAAAACGUAGACAAUCAAAAAAAAGAAGUUAUAUAUCUAUGAUCCAACUUACUUAACUUUCAUCUAUAAUAAGUUUUGUGUGAAAUACCAUAGCCAUUCUUAUUUAACUGGUAGAACUAUUGAAAAAUGAAACUAUAAGUAGUAUAGUUUUGUACAGGGCAAUUGCAUUUUAAGUACUUAUGUAUGUGUCAACAGCAACAAAACCAUGGUUCAUUUACUUAUUUCCUUUUAGUAUUUAUAAUAAUAAUGUCAUAUAUCUAUACAUAUAUCUUGUGAACGAUGUAUUAGAAUUUGUGUACGAAGUUUUCCUUCACGUUUAUUCUCAUUUAUGUAACCUACUAGUCCAUUCUUUUUGUCAAUGUUAAAAAAAACAACGUUUAAAUGAAAGACUAUACGCAAAGAUAAUAUUUUAUAUUUGUAUUUCCCUCUCUUUUCAUACUGACUUCUUUAUCGAAAUUCUUCAACAUGUUCUUAUUUUAAUCUUCAAUAUUGAAAGGUUUAAUGUUUGUUGAAGGCUUAUUUGUCGCUUCCUUCUCCUUCUUCUUUUUCUUCCCCUUCUCCUUCUUCUUCUUCUUCUACUUCUUCAGUCACUUGGUGUAAUAAGUUUAAAUAAAAAAGGCACAUUGUCAUUUAAUUAAUUUACUAAAAACGUAACUAAUCAAAUUGAACGUUUUAAUGUGUUCAUAUUACAGUUAAUGCUUGUUUCAAAAUAAUAUAUAUUUUCAUUUGUUUUAAUAUUUUCAGGAUAAUGCUUCUACACAUUUAAUGUCAUUUGGUAGUGAGAUGCACUUUUAAAUUUCAUAAAGUUCCCGAUAAAAGUGAUUUGGUGAAUAUCAAAGAUAAUUUUACUAGAAGAAAACUAAACUCCAAACAGAUUCUUUAAAAAGGGUCCUAACAUCAGUCAGUCAGUCAGCUACAACGUA